AUGGAAUUUUUAUUAACAGUUGCCCAAAACAAUAUUGAAGGAGCAAGACAAUUAUUACAAACUGGAAUUGAUGUCAAUUGUCCUAUAUUAUGGAAUGCGAAAAAUACAUAUUCACCUGUCAUACCCAAUAACAUUACACCAGAUAAACUUCAAUCAGAUCAAGAAUAUCAUUCACGUCCUUUGAAUAUUGCUGUAUUAGGUGGACAUGUAGAUAUGGUACGUUUAUUACUUAGUGCUGGUGCUGAUAUUAAUAUGAAAGACGGUCGUGGAAGAACUGCUCUUAUUUGUGCUAUAUAUGGAUUGGAUUUGGAUGCUUCAAAUAUCAAUACUUCAAAUUUACAUUUAAUUUCUCAAACACAUUCAAGUCACCUUGAAAUUAUGAAAAAUGUAUUAUUACGACAUCCUAAUUUAUAUGUAUCAACAUUGGAUUCACCACAAUAUGAAAUUAAAGGUAUUACUCCAUUAUGUCUAGCAAGUUAUUUGGGAAAAUCAGAUAUUAUUCAUUUAUUAUUGGAAGAUGGUCGUGUAAAUGUCGAUGGCACUGACAGUAAAAAUGCUUCGGCUUUAAUGUACGCAGCUCGUGAUGGAAACUUACCUAUUGUUCAAAUGCUCCUUGGCUAUGGUGCUUCUCCUGAUAUUACUGAUAGUCAUGGUUGGUCCGCUAUUCAAUAUGCUGAAAAAAAUCCUGAUAUUGUCCAAUUAUGUGAAGAAGCUUUACGAACAAGAAGACCUGAUAUUACUAUGAUACAUGCACCUGUGAAUCCAGUAGCAAGAUACCCUACCAAUUACACUAAAUUAUCAACAUUGAUCUCAUCACUUCCUCAAUAUCAAUCAUCACUCUCUCAUUUGGAAUUUGAUACCCUGCAAGAUAUCGAUUUGAUGGAUCCAAUCACUGCUCCUAUAGUUCAAAUAGUUCAAAUGUCUUUUUUACAUGCAAUCAAAUCUCAUGAUCAUACCUCUCUACAAACUCUUUUACUUUGGUCUCCACCUAUCAUGCACAACAAUCGAUCUUAUGGUGCUCUAUUGAUCAAUUAUCAUGAUACAAAAACUGGUUUAACUGCCAUUCAUCAUGCCAUGCGUGCAAAACCUCUUCCUUCUCUUGAUACAUUGGCCAUGUUAUAUCAAGCAGGUGCUGAUAUCAAUGCUCAAACUUAUUAUGGUCGUACAGCUCUUCAUCAUUUGGCUCGUAUUGGCGUAGAUAAGGAUGGAAAAUCUUGGGGAAUACAGAAAAACCCUAUGACAAAAUCUAUUUUGGCUGCUCCUACUAUACCCGCUCAUCUUGGUUUAUGCGCAUCUUUACUUAUUCAACUAGGUGCUCUCGUCAAUAUUGCUGAUCCAACUGGUAAUACUCCAUUACAUUUUGCUGCUGAAUUUGGUGCCGUUACUGAAGUUCUUGAAGUCUUGAUUCUGGAUGGUAAUGCUGAUUUACAUUUAAAAAACAAGAAACAACAAACUCCAUUGGAUAUUUGCAAGACAGAUGAGAUUCGCAAGUGCAUGUUAGCUUUGGAACAAGAACGAAAAACCAACCAUCGCACUAAAAUCACUACUUCAUUAGCAAGUACAGCUGGCAACAUCAAACCUUUUGAUACAGCAAGCGACUACCGACAUUCUUUGACUCGAUCCAUGUCACGUUCUACAGUACAAUCAUCUACUCUUCACGGUGGAAAAGGAGACGCGGCCACAACAACUUCACCCUCAGUGAUCUUACCUACCUCUAUCUCAGAAGCAGCCAAUAGGGACAAGGAACUCAAAAAGAAAGACGACGUUUUGGACCAAAUCGACGCUGAUUUUGAAAAAAUUUUGAAUGCUUUUUUAAGUUAUCAAACCACAUUCACCGAUUCAAUCGAAAAUGCAUUAGCUUAUAUCACAGAAACCAUUCUUCGUUCAUGGCAACCAGAUCAUAUAACAACAGCACCAUCCACUUCACCAACCUCCAUGGCUCAAUUGGAACGUACCAUUGUACAAUUAAGAUUUGAAUUACGUGAAGCCCAUGAUAUGUUUGAUCAAACUGACCAGCGCGCGGAAAAAGUGAUGCUCCAUUAUCGUGAAGAACUGGAACAAGUGGAACAAGUCCAUCAAGCGGAUUAUGAUCUUUUGGACUUGCAGCAAGACAAGGUGGAUAAAUUAUUUGAUGUGUUUGAACGUAUUGAUAGUCGAUUCUGUCAGUUGGAAGUAGAUCAAGAUGAAUUGAUUGGACAAGUGGAAAGUGCUCGAAAGGCGGCCAUACGACAAUUACGACGGCUUCAUAAUAAUGAGGAUGGUGAUGAUCUUUCAUGUUGUUUGACCAAUCUGAUGCAAGCUUUGGUGAUCUUAACCACUGUCCCUAUUGGUGAUCCUGUCUUAUACCUUCGAGAAGAUCGAUCUAGACUUUAUAGCGAUUUGGAUAAAGUCAUACAACAACUAUUUCAACGAGCCUCCGAUACCACCACUCAGGAAUGGGUUGCUUUUUCAGAAAAAUGGCAUCAAGUGAAAGAUCUUUUGACAAAACAACCAACCACUGAAGAACAACCAAUUGAAACACCAACAACGAAAACAAAAGCAUCCCAUUGGAAACGCCAACUUGUCACAGCCUCCUUGUACUCAAAAUCAACUCAAAAAAAAGAAAAAGGCAAUCGAUCAUUGAACGAAUUGGAACUCUCCUUUGAUAUUCUCAGCUCCAACAUUAGUGAAAUUCUCAAGGAUAUUGAAGAACUUGAAGAUCAAUCGAAUCAAGUGAUGGAAAACAAGAAACGAAUGUACGAUGUCUGUUUGUCUCUGGAAAAGGAAUUGGCGACCAAGAAAUACGAGGGGGAACGAACGGAAGCUGUAGUACAAAAUGAAUUGGAUCAAAUCAUGCGAUGCACCAAAGCUUUGUUUGAUCGACAAUCCAAUCUGGAUAAGGAAGCUUCAGUAUUGAAGAAGGAACAUGAAGCAUUUGAAGCACAAUUGGAAGCCACCAAACAAGAAUUACGUCAAGUACGACCACCUCUCUUACUUCAAGGAUUAUUGGAAAGGUUGGAAACGGAUGAAGGUCCUUUGGUACGGGUGGAAAAGGAUUGGCAAGAAGAUGCAAAUUUGGUGACCACAUUUAUGGACGACAUCAACAACAACAACAAUGAUGAUGAUGAUUGUGAUUUAGAAUCAGAUGAAUCUUCCUCCUCGUCUUCAUCCUCUGCUUCUACAAAUAAUGCCAAUAAGCAUCGGUCAACAAGUAUGAUGAAAAAGUUAUUCAAAACACCUUUAUCGAUGCAAUGUCUGAUUUCUCGUAUGGAUGCAAGUCUCUAUUGUCUCAAAGUAUUGGCCGCUCAUCAUAUCACACGAUGUCGUCAAGCUCUUUUAGAUGUCCAAGCUAAUCUGACUCAAGCAAGCGAAGAAGUGAGUGAUGCUCGCAAUCAAAUGACCACACUUUAUGAUGAUGCUGCCGAAGUGGCACGUCAAGUAUAUGUAUUCAAAACCGAAGUGGAAAUGAUCAUUCGACAUCGUAAGGAAGAAGUGGUCAAGGUAUGGGAAGUUGUGGAUGAAGUUUCUGUUGGUAUUGAUACUACAUUGGCUACUCAAGAACAUCAACAAGAGUUACAACAACAAAAAGAAAAGAAAUUACCUCCACCGCCUCCAAAAACAACAAAAACAAAAACGGAACAAGAGGAUCAUCAAGAUCGACAUCAGUGGGUGUUACGUGAAUUGGAACGAUUCCAAAUUGUACAUGAAAAUUUACAAGAUGCUAUUGAAGAAUUGAAACGUGAUCAAACUGAAAUUGGACAAAGAAUUCGACAUGUAGCAACAAGUUUAAUUGAACCUCAAGUGGAUCGAUUGGUGGGUCAAGGUGACCGAUCUUUACUUUCCAUUAGUGAUUUUUUGGCAGAAUUGAUGGAUGCUAUUCGUAUUCAUGAUCUUGGUUUGAAUUUGGAUGAAAAAGAUACAGGUUCCACCAUGAUUAGUACCAAUGGAACAAAUCAUGUUCGAUUAUCUCGUUUGACCAGUCUUAGUAGUACCAAAUCAACAAAUAAUCAACCAAGACGAUUAUCUAUUGCCAGUGGACGAUCCAAUGUUACAAACAAUAAUCGCAUUUCCAUGGUUCGUGAUAGAAAACGUAUGUCCAUGAUGUCUACUUCUAGUUUAUCUUCUUUAUCCUCUUACCAACAAGAACGUAUGUUAUCGCGUGCUUCCAAUCUUAGUCAGGCUUUACAACGAAAACGAUCUUCUUCUCAAUUCCUUCAUUCUUAG
Halteromyces radiatus is the source of this 4203-nucleotide messenger RNA. RefSeq lists its product as uncharacterized. Lineage: Eukaryota; Fungi; Mucoromycota; Mucoromycetes; Mucorales; Cunninghamellaceae. Gene Ontology annotation, molecular function: protein binding. The record is from RefSeq and is a predicted model, not a curated record. Bases 1 to 4203 code for a protein of 1400 amino acids. The transcript has 7 exons.